Messenger RNA from Necator americanus (New World hookworm), 1362 nucleotides. RefSeq lists its product as uncharacterized. Gene Ontology annotation, molecular function: DNA-binding transcription factor activity, RNA polymerase II-specific; sequence-specific DNA binding. The coding region runs from base 1 to 1362 and encodes 453 amino acids. The transcript is spliced from 10 exons. Gene Ontology annotation, biological process: regulation of transcription by RNA polymerase II. NCBI's taxonomy places the organism in Eukaryota, Metazoa, Nematoda, Chromadorea, Rhabditida, Ancylostomatidae. The record is from RefSeq and is a predicted model, not a curated record. Gene Ontology annotation, cellular component: nucleus.
AUGCCCUACAGAGCAGAGCUAAAAAGACCGGAUCUCAAAGGACAGUUUCCGUGCUCUGUUUGCGGUAAAAUCUUCUGUCAUUCAUCAUCACUCAGCAGGCAUCGGAUGCAAGCACAUUUUAAGAGCUACACGUGCACUCAAUGUAAUCAAGAAAUUUCCAGUAAUGAAACGCUUCGCUCUCACAUGUUUCGAAUCCACAGCAUUUCUAGAAUGUUCAUGUGCAGAUGCUGUAAUUGGGCAUUUCCGGAUAAGACCAGUUUGCAUAUUCACAUGCAAAGUAUGCUACGAAAUGGUACACCUGGUGAGGUUGCCAUACUAGCCAGAAGCUCAACAGAAGACGGGCCCGGUAACUCUCUCGAUGAUUCACCACGGAGUUCACCAUCAUUCCCAACGGAAUCGUUGUUUAAACAUCAAUUUCUUAAUCAUAGCACUAGCAGCAGUAACAGUAAUAAUAACAACAAUGCAAAAACUGUAAACAACAAUGCCGCUAUCAAUUCGAUCUUUCCCACGAUCAUGAAGACGGAGAACCUGCUGGCAACCAUGAAGAAAGGGAAUCUUCUUCCUGCAAUGGAUUUGACAGCUCUAUCCUCAAAUCAAUGGUUAUCUGCAUGGUUGGCAAAUAAUCCUUUUGCUCCUAAUCUUGGUGUCACACAACAAACAAACACACCUGGUAACGCAGACACAACUUUUGAUGUGAGGCAUUCUGAGCUCUCAGAAGAGGUCGAUUAUGACGCACUUGAGAUAAAAAUGGAAGAAGACGAUCUACAUGAUGAGGAUAUCAAUCAUGAUACAAGUCCUACUUCAGUGAUUGUCGAUCCAUGUUGUAUGUCGACUCGAAAAGGAGAAGAUGCCCGUGGCAGCCAGAAAAGGAAAGCAACUCGGCCGCAACAGGUUACCGAUGUCGUUCGUAUCGAAGUUGAUGAUAAGUGUGAACCACCAUGUAAACUUGCUUUGAACAAUAAGGAGCUAGAACAGCCAUCACCUACCGUAUCUGAUUCCCACACAAGCGGAACAAGCAGUCAAGCUGGCGAUACACCAGCUAAAUGUUUUGAUUGUCAAGUUGUCAAGGAGAAAUUAAGCGCUUCUCAGUCAAAAAUGUUGGAAUAUGAGCAGAAAAUUAAUCACCUCGAAGCAAAAAUUGUCGAGCUUCAACGAAACGCCAACGAAAGAAGUCACAAUAAUCCAAACGAAGGUUUUCACACGGAAGGAAAUUCCGAUCAGCAUCAGGUUGUAAUGCCAGCGAUGCCUGCGGUUGCGUUGUUCCCUCAGUUUUCACCGCCUCUUCCGUUCAUGCACAAUCCAGCAGUAAAGAUGUUCUUGCACAAUUUUAUGCAAUCUCAACUUAGCCGACCUUCGUGUUAG